Molecule: messenger RNA, 536 nt
Organism: Babesia bovis T2Bo
Lineage: Eukaryota; Apicomplexa; Aconoidasida; Piroplasmida; Babesiidae
Exons: 3
Coding region: 74-517 (147 amino acids)
Source: RefSeq, a predicted model, not a curated record
UUUUGUAAUAUAUUUUUUCAAUUACACAAUAUGACCACCUGCACUUGAGGGUGUGUUUCAACAAUGUAUAAUUAUGGAUCAACCUGUUGCAUCGAAACCUGCACAUCUCAUAAUAACAGAUGGAUCUACUUGUCUAGUUUGCUUUGAGGAACUUACUCGCGAAAAUGGAGUAGCAUACAAAGUGAAUGAUGGUGAUGAUUUUUGGGCAUUAUCUACCUUUUGUAUUGAAUGCAUAAAGCAUCUACUUAAGACACAAUAUGAGAGAUACAUCGUUUCAAUUCGGACAACUACAUGUGCAAAAGAGCAGCGAUCACUUCUAGACAGAGGACCACCCAUCAAUAUAUCAGAUAGACUAGGAUUUCCCCUGGCUGAUAAUAAGGAAGUAUCUGAACUGUUUGAUAUGGGUAGGAAUUUAUCAAUAUCGGCAAAACUAGAAGGUAGCUUGAUUGGUGAGGAGAGGGAAAAGUUGUGGAAGGAACUUUCGGAAUUCCGAUUCAAAGAGGAUAAAGAAGAAUAAUCGGUUGCAUAAGCAUAAC